CUUCCCUAUUGGCUUUUUUUUAAUCUUAUAUUUUUAGAUUACUUUGGUCAGACCUCUGUGCAGUCUGUGCAAAAUGUGCUGUCUAGUAAAGAUGGUGCAAACUGUCCUGUUCCUGCUUCUGCUCAACAUCUUGGCCUGCUGGGGUUAUGGUUUUAGAGGCUGCUCUCGUAACUACCCUGAGACUGACAUAAUGUGGUGUUUCAACCGGAACAUCGCCAACCUGUCGGAUGUCAUUCGCAUGCUCCCUGAUAACAUAACAACCAUCAACCUGUCCAAGAACAAGAUCGCAGUCAUCCCACCUGGAUCAUUCAGCCAGGUGCUCGGACUUAAAAAGUUGGACCUGAGCCUAAACCAGCUGGUGUCUCUAAAAGGAGGAGAAUUCAGAGGCCUGGAUGUCCUGGAUCAUCUCAACCUUACCAGCAAUAACAUGUCCAGCAUCCACUCCAGCACCUUUGAGGGACUCGCCAUGUUAAAAACACUUCUUCUGCCCUACAACAGACUUGCAACAAUCUCACUGGGUAUGUUUAAUUACCUUCCAGCAAUUCAAGUCGUCGAUCUGUCUUUCAACAUGCUGAAGUCUUUGCUCUGUGAAGAGUCUGGAGGCUCCUCCACUCUUAAGCGUCUUGAUCUUUUUGCGAACAGCAUCCAGAGGGUAAAUGUGAGCUGUUUCCCUGCCCUUGAGUACAUCAGGCUGUCCAACAAUUCUAAGCUGAAGCUGCAGGCAGAUGUUUUCGCCUCCAACCCCAGGCUGAAGAGUCUGCUUCUUCAGAGAGUUAAAAUAGAAGAGCUGAUGGGACUCUCUGUGGAGACAAAGAAGAAUCUCACUUGGGUGGCAUUUUCUCUGUUUUUGGACAAAUCUCCUCUGACUAUCUGUGGAGUGCUGAAAGAAAUGGACCAGCUUGAGAAAAUAGAGGUUGACCUGAAGGGAUCUAAGAUACCUCAACAAAACUCCAGCCUGCUGGACUGUGCCACACCACCAGUGGUCAUUAUUAUCGAUGCAAACCUUGGAAAUGUUGCCCCUUUGUCGCUGGGUAAAGGAAACACAAGCAAACUUUAUCUCAUUAACUGUGGCUUGAAGCAGGUAUCUCACAGUACAUUUAAUGGUCUCCAAGGACUGGAAAUGCUGCAGAUGAAUCAAAACAAGGUCGUCAUUCAGCCGGACACAUUCAAAGGACUGGCCAGUCUCACCUUUUUAAGUCUUGACAAGAGCAAAAUACGAGACAUUGACCCAAACUGGUUUUACCCUCUGAAGAGUCUUACUUGUCUCUCUCUCCUGAAAAAUGAAAUCUUUGAGUUGACACCAAAGGUAUUCACUUCCCUCACCCAACUUCAGCAGCUCUACUUGCAGUUCAACCUGUUAAAAUACAUCACAAAGAAGCCUUUCAGUAAGCUAAAGGCGCUAAAGAAGCUCAACCUCAGUCUGAACCUCAUAGAUUUCAUUGAAGAGGGCUCUUUCGAAGACCUGACAGAUCUCAGAUACCUGGACUUAAGUGGGAACCGCAUCAAGAGGCUGACUCCAGCUAUUCUGUCUGGACUUCAAAAUUUGAGAAAAUUUGUUCUGUACAACAACCGCCUCUAUUUUAGAUCUUAUGAAACUCCUUUCAUCAACCUCUCUUCUCUGGAGUAUCUGGAGAUGAACUACCAGGGGCCUGGAGGUCGGGGCAUUGGGGAUAUUGGGCCGCAUUUCUUCAAAGGUCCACAUCAACUCACCUCAAUUGCCAUUGGACACAGCAUCAUGGUCAACUUCCACCAUGAUGCAUUUGCUCCUCUGGUGAAUUUGAAGUUCCUGUACAUAGCUGGGGUGGUUAUGAAAACGACCAACCUGAGUGCAUCGUUUACCCCUCUGAAAAAGCUGAAGAGGCUGACUCUUUACAGGGCAGACCUAGACGCCCUGCCGGCUAACCUGCUACCUCCAGAUAAUACACUGGAAAUUCUCAAAGUCCAAUCAAACCACCUCCGCACUGUGGACAAAACGAUGCUGGAUUCUCUGCCAAGAUUGCGUGUUUUGGACAUUACAGAAAACCCACUCACCUGUACUUGUGAUAACGGCUGGUUCAAGAGCUGGGCUAUCCACAACGCUCAGACACAGGUGUCCUACCUGUACAACCUCCAAUGUGACAAUGACAGAAGAUCUCCCUACCUGUGGCAGUUCGAUGAUAAGGCCUGCUCCUAUGAACAGGCUUCCUUCAGCCUCUUCAUCACUUGCUCUGUGAUAGAUGUGUUGUUUGUACUCUUGUGUCUGCUCUGGCACGUACAUGGCCCUGCCAUGCGGUACCUGCUGCUCAUCUACAAGGCCAAACUGCGUGGGCGUAGGGGGGGCACAGGGCCCAAAUUCCAGUAUGAUGCCUUCAUUUCCUACAGCUCUAAGGAUGAGGCCUGGGUGAUGGGACAGCUGGUGCCCAAUCUAGAGAGGCCUGCUGCUGGAGCACAGAGGCUCAGACUGUGCCUCCACCACAGAGACUUCCGCCCCGGCGCUGCAGUUCUGGAUAACAUCGAGGCGGCCAUCUACAGCUCCCGCCACACCAUCUGUGUGGUGACACGUCACUUCCUGCGCAGUGAGUGGUGCUCUGUUGAGUUUCAGCUGGCCAGUCUCAGGCUGCUGUGUGAUGGCAGUGACGUCCUGCUGCUGGUGUUCCUGGAAGACAUACCUGAACACUGUCUGUCUCCCUACACACGCCUGCGCAAGAUUGUCCGCAAGAAGACAUACCUGCUGUGGCCUGAGAAACCACAAGAGCAGGACGCUUUCUGGGUCAGACUGAUAGAUGCUUUGAAAGGCAAUGAGGAGGAAGAGGAGGGGGGAAGAGGAGGGGAGGACGAGUUGGCUCGGCUGAUUGGCUAACUAUUUUAAAACACCUGUAGUAAUGUUUUAAUAGCCUGUAAAGUGUGCAUUGUAAUCAUUUAACAAGUCAAAACCAAAGUACUUUUUCUGAUUACCACUCCAUGGCCUGUAAAGUGUGGUGUGCAUUGCAUAAAUGUAUUUAGUUACUUUCCAAAUAGCAGCUCCUCUGUACUUCUUGACAUUGAUUUCUGUCACCAUUGAUGUUUAAUGCAAUGUUUUGAGGAUUUCCAUUAUUCCAGGGCACCACACUUCACUUCAACAUGAAUGACCGGAAAAAAAAUACCUGAAAGAUUUCCAAA
Toxotes jaculatrix (banded archerfish) is the source of this 3138-nucleotide messenger RNA. Its product is annotated as toll-like receptor 13. Gene Ontology annotation, biological process: immune response; inflammatory response; toll-like receptor signaling pathway. Bases 74 to 2839 code for a protein of 921 amino acids. Lineage: Eukaryota; Metazoa; Chordata; Actinopteri; Toxotidae. The record is from RefSeq and is a predicted model, not a curated record. Gene Ontology annotation, cellular component: membrane. Gene Ontology annotation, molecular function: transmembrane signaling receptor activity; protein binding. The transcript has 6 exons.